Messenger RNA from Dermatophagoides pteronyssinus (European house dust mite), 2221 nucleotides. RefSeq names its product leucine-rich repeat protein shoc-2 (gene Sur-8). Gene Ontology annotation, cellular component: cytoplasm. Gene Ontology annotation, molecular function: protein binding. NCBI's taxonomy places the organism in Eukaryota, Metazoa, Arthropoda, Arachnida, Sarcoptiformes, Pyroglyphidae. The record is from RefSeq and is a predicted model, not a curated record.
AAAUCAAGAAUUUUAAAGUAUUUUUUUAUUUUUUAUUUUCGAUAAAAAUUUUGAUCCAAAAUAUUUAUCGAAAAAACAAACAAACAAACAAAAAAGCAUCUUUUGAAUUAACACAUAAAAUAUGUAAUGAUGAGAAAGCAAAGUAAAACAGGUAAAGAUAAAUUGGAAAAUGUACAAACAACCACCGCAGCUGCCUCGUUAAUCGAUCCAACAUCAACGACGACGACGACAGAAUCAAUCGCUAGUACGACAGCAGCCGCAACAACAACAAUCGCUUCCGCAGCAUUAAGUCCUAGUUCACCUGAAUCUGAAUGUCAAACUAGUUCAUUACCUGGUGUGGUUGGCGGUCAAACAUCAUCAUUAUCGAUGGCAACAACAACAACAGCAACGGCUAGUUCAUUUAUUUGUGAUGAACCAAUACCGCCACCAAGUCCAUUUGAUCAACCAUCAACUAGUCGUGAUUUUCCAUUCAAAGAUAAAAAAUCAUCAAUAAGUUCAUCAAGUGAUUUUGGUUCAAAACCAAAACAGGUAAUGAUACAUUCACCUGGCCAAACAAAACCUAAACCAGCAACCACCCGGAAAAAACCAUCAAUACAAAGUGGUUUAGAUGUUGAUAAAAAAAUACAAAAAUGUAAAGAAGAUGGUUGUAAAAGUUUUGAUCUGACUAAAUCAAAUUUAUCAUCAUUACCUGUAUCGAUACGUGAUUUAACACAAUUAGUUGAAUGUUAUCUUUAUCAAAAUAAGCUAAUAACAUUACCAAAUGAAAUUGGUUGUUUGGUUAAUUUGGAAAAAUUAGCAGUGAAUGAAAAUUCAUUAACAAGUUUACCUGAUAGUCUUUCAAAUUUAAAACAUUUAAAAGUAUUAGAUCUGAGACAUAAUAAAUUGAAUGAGAUACCUGAUGUUGUUUAUCGUUUAACAUCUUUGACAACAUUAUUAUUACGUUUUAAUCGAAUACGUACUGUUAGUGAAGAAUUAUCCAAUCUAACGAAUCUAACAAUGUUAAGUUUACGUGAAAAUAAAAUAAAAGAAUUACCUGGUGGUAUUGGAAAAUUAAUACAAUUAGUUACAUUGGAUGUUUCAAAUAAUCAUAUUGAACAUUUACCAUCAGAAAUCGGUAAUUGUAUACAGCUAACAACAUUAGAUGUUCAUCAUAAUGAGCUUGUUGAUAUACCAAACAGUAUUGGUAAUUUAAUUAAUCUUUCAAGACUUGGUUUAAGAUACAAUCGCCUUAUAUCAGUGCCAAGGUCGUUAAGCAAUUGUGUAAAAUUAACUGAAUUUAAUGUUGAAAAUAAUUCAUUAUCACAAUUGCCGGAUGGUCUUUUAUCUAGUCUUUCGAAUUUGUCAACAUUAACUUUAUCAAGAAAUAAUUUUACAUCAUAUCCGAUUGGUGGUCCAUCACAAUUUUGUACUGUACAUUCAAUCAAUAUGGAACAUAAUAAAAUAACAAAAAUACCAUUCGGUAUAUUUUCAAGAGCUGCCAAUUUAACUAAAUUAAAUAUGGUUGACAAUCAAUUAACAUCAUUACCAUUAGAUAUUGGUACAUGGAUUAAUAUGGUCGAGCUUAAUCUUGGAACAAAUCAGCUGCCAAAAAUACCCGAUGAUAUUGAACAUUUAGAAAAUUUAGAAGUAUUAAUUAUAUCAAAUAAUAAUUUAAAACGUUUACCAUCAACAAUUGGACGAUUAAGAAAAUUGAGGAUAUUAGAAUUGGAAGAAAAUCGUUUAGAAUCAUUACCAAAUGAAAUUGGUUAUCUAAGCGAAUUACAACGUUUAGUAUUACAAAAUAAUCAAUUAACAUCUAUACCUAGAGCAAUAGGUCAUCUAACUAAACUAACUUAUUUAAGUGUUGGUGAAAAUAAUUUAACUACACUUCCUGAAGAAAUUGGUACAUUGGAAAAUUUAGAAUCAUUAUAUAUAAAUGAUAAUCCAAAUUUACAUUAUCUUCCAUUUGAACUUGCACUUUGUGCCAAUCUACAAAUAAUGAGUAUUGAAAAUUGUCCAUUAUCACAAUUUCCAACCGAUAUUGUUAAUGGUGGUCCUUCAUUAGUUAUACAAUAUCUUAAAAUGAAAGGUCCUUAUCGUAUGUGAUAUUCAUUUCAAAAUUUUAAUUCAACAAUUUAAAACAAAAACAAAAACGACAUUUGUAAAUCCUCAUCAUCAUCAUCGUUAUUUCAAUUCAUUCAUUCAAUAUACGAUUCCUGAAAUGGAAAACACCGAUCAAGAC